Molecule: messenger RNA, 483 nt
Organism: Lodderomyces elongisporus
Lineage: Eukaryota; Fungi; Ascomycota; Pichiomycetes; Serinales; Debaryomycetaceae
Exons: 1
Coding region: 1-483 (160 amino acids)
Biological process (GO): sterol biosynthetic process
Cellular component (GO): endoplasmic reticulum membrane; intracellular membrane-bounded organelle
Molecular function (GO): heme binding
Source: RefSeq, a predicted model, not a curated record
AUGUCCAGAGCAUCAAGGCGACCUGCUUAUGUCUCAUUGGAAGAAGUACAGAGACAUUCUGAGCCAGACGAUUUAUGGAUGAUCUUAUACAAUAAAGUAUACGACUUGACCAACUUUGCCAAAAACCAUAUUGGUGGGAUCGAAGUCUUGUACGAUUGCGGAGGAUCAGACGCCACAGAGGCGUUUGAAGAUGUCGGACACCUGGACUUUGCAAUCGAUAUGCUAGAGCCAUUCUACGUGGGAGAAGUUGAACCCGAGCAGCGCAAAUCGUAUCGCUCGUGCAAUUUGAUAUUUGAACUGAAAAACGAAACAAGCGUUACAUCUUCUAAAGGAACCAUAGCAACAUCAAGUGUUGUUGCUCUGAGUAUAAAGCAACUAAAGGAAAUCUCAAUCAGAAUACAAGACUCGAUUAGUCUAUUCUGGUUGACAUUUAUUGCUUUAACUUCCUUCACUUUACUUGUGCUAAUACAACAACUCAAAUGA